Trematomus bernacchii (emerald rockcod) is the source of this 850-nucleotide messenger RNA. RefSeq names its product baculoviral IAP repeat-containing protein 2-like. The record is from RefSeq and is a predicted model, not a curated record. Gene Ontology annotation, biological process: regulation of apoptotic process. The transcript is spliced from 3 exons. NCBI's taxonomy places the organism in Eukaryota, Metazoa, Chordata, Actinopteri, Perciformes, Nototheniidae. The coding region runs from base 78 to 683 and encodes 201 amino acids.
AAGGGAAGCAAACUCUGUGUCCUCUGCUUCUGCUCAGGGAGAAAAAGUCACGGCAGUCCCACAUCUGUUGGUGAAAAAUGGACAAACGAAAGGCUGUAAAACACAUGUUGUCUACCCUGACAAAGGUAGACUUUGACAAUUUCUGCAACGAGCUUAUGCACCGCAAAGGGGAGCCGCAGGUCGUACGCAUCAGGGUGGAGGGAAAAAACUACUUUGAGAUCACAGAGGUUCUGCUUUCCACUUUCAAUGAUACCGGAGCUGUCGAAGUGGCUGCGGAGUUAUUGAACGAGAUUAAUUGCAAAAAGGAAGCAGACGAACUGUUGGCAGCUACAGGUGUUAAAUACUCAGAACCUGGAUCCAGUAACAAUCCAAGGAAGGAAUUGUCCCAGAGAAAUGUCUCAGCAGAGAGCAGAGUCCCAGCAGACCAGAUGCUGCGCUCAGUUCGGACAGAGUUCAUUAACAGAGUGUCUCAAGCUGUUCUGGAACAGCUUCUGGAUAAACUUCUUGAGCGGGAAGUGAUCACUUAUUCUGAAAUGACAUCAGCCAGAGGGAAACCCCAAUUUGAUAAAGCACGAGAGGUGGUGGACACGGUGCAUCAAAAAGGAGCUGCAGCCUGCAGGGUUCUGAUCAAUGCUCUCCGAGAGAUAGACCCGUAUAUUUACAAAGAGCUCAACUUGAGCUGAAGUUAAACCUCGUGGAGUGUGUGUGAAAGCCCCCGCUAGUUUUGCAUGUUGCUACCUGUAACUAGAGAUGGGUGUCAGGUACUGAGUUGUUACCGGUACCUGAUUGGUCAGUUCUACUGAUGUAGCAGCGCAGGGGGAGACACAUGUUAUAAAAACACAUUCUCUAA